This is a messenger RNA of Ceratotherium simum simum (southern white rhinoceros), 2070 nucleotides long. It is a transcript of the gene DUSP3, whose product is annotated as dual specificity phosphatase 3. Gene Ontology annotation, biological process: positive regulation of mitotic cell cycle; negative regulation of T cell receptor signaling pathway; negative regulation of T cell activation. NCBI's taxonomy places the organism in Eukaryota, Metazoa, Chordata, Mammalia, Perissodactyla, Rhinocerotidae. The record is from RefSeq and is a predicted model, not a curated record. Gene Ontology annotation, molecular function: MAP kinase phosphatase activity; protein tyrosine/serine/threonine phosphatase activity. Gene Ontology annotation, cellular component: cytoplasm; cytosol.
CCCAGCUGACCCGGCCGCUCUCCCCUCGCUGGCUGCUGCCCCGGCGUGCAGGGCCCGGCCGCCGCCAUGUCGGGCCCGUUCGAGCUCUCGGUGCAGGACCUCAACGAUCUGCUCUCGGACGGCAGCGGCUGCUACAGCCUCCCGAGCCAGCCCUGCAACGAGGUCACCCCGAGGAUCUACGUGGGCAACGCGUCUGUGGCUCAAGACAUCCCCAAGCUACAGAAACUGGGCAUCACCCACGUCCUGAACGCUGCCGAGGGCAGGUCCUUCAUGCACGUCAACACCAAUGCCAACUUCUACAAGGACUCCGGCAUCACCUACCUGGGCAUCAAGGCCAACGACACGCAGGAGUUCAACCUCAGCGCCUACUUUGAAAGGGCUGCAGACUUCAUUGACCAGGCCCUGGCUCACAAGAACGGCCGAGUGCUUGUCCACUGCCGUGAAGGUUACAGCCGCUCCCCAACUCUAGUUAUCGCGUACCUCAUGCUGCGUCAGAAGAUGGAUGUCAAGUCUGCCCUGAGCGUCGUCAGGCAGAACCGUGAGAUCGGCCCCAACGAUGGUUUCCUGGCCCAACUCUGCCAGCUCAAUGACAGACUAGUCAAGGAGGGGAAAUUGAAACUCUAGGGCCCGCACUGCCUCUUCUCUAGAGGUCGGACGGGGGAGGCCUUGGUUGAGGUGUCCCAAGCCGCCCUGUUUAGGAAACACAGUGUACCCUGCUCCCAGCAUCACCAGGCACUUGCCCACAUCUGUCCCAACAUAGCCCUGGGCCACUUUCCCCUGGGGGGGACACAUAAAGAAGCUUGCUAAGGAGGGCAUUCUUGCUCCCUGGUGUGUCCUGUGCCUGUAAUUUAUGACGUCCUCUUCCCGAGGUGGGGGCGCAGAGUGGGAAGGCCUGUGACGUGUGCUUCUCCUGAAUGGCCCAGGGCGGGAGGUCAGUGGAAGUGUAAGGCUCCAGAUGCCCACAGGGCCCCUCCUGACCUCCCCCACCUCCCACCCCCACCCCUGGCUCCUCUCCUGAGUGGGGACCACAGCACCUCGAGCCCUGCAAAGGAACUAUGCAAACAUGGGCCCCUCUCUCCCCACCAUGUCUGUCUCCCCAUCUCCUCGCAGCCAUCCGCACUCUGCUCACAGGCAGAGUCCCAUCAUGAGGUCUGAAGCUGGGGGUAGCUGUCAGUUGUUAGUGGAUGGAAAUUCCCACAAAGAGCCCGCAUUUUAACUAUUUCUUUAGGAUUAAAGAUAACUAAACAAAGAGGCCCUCAGGUGGGCAAAUAAGUUGUCCUGGAGGACUCCUAAAUCAAUAGUUUUUAAAAUGCAAAUCUUUGGAGGGCUUGAGUUCAGAAUCCACUGCUUUGGAUUGUUUCCCUUGGACUGCCUUCAGUCUCUUGGUUUGUUAGAAGAGGAUGCCUUGGGCAUGCUUUUCUUUUUCUUUUUUUAGAAAACAGGGUGUUGAAGUCCAGCCUAUUUAAAAACCCCACCAUUUGGAGAAUUACAAGGGUUUUGUCCUGAAUUAUAGCGUUGCGAGCCCAAGCCACUCGUGCUAACUGCUUUUUGUCUCGGUUGCUAUUCCAAGGACAGAAGGAGAAAGUUGGCCAAUUACAGUGUGUGUGCGUGGGUGUGUGUGGGGUGUGUGUCUCUCAGAAAUACAGCCAGAGGACGGACGAGCAGAGAGAUGAGCUGUCCCAGGCUCACACCCUGCCCACUGGCAGGUAGUUCUGAUGGCUCUCUGGUGCCAGGAAAGAUCCUGGACCCUUGGGAGCAAAAAUGAUUCAGCGAGGCAGAAAUGAAAUAUGGCGGAGCAUCCAAAUGGAGCCUUGAUUUGUGGUAGAGCAAACAAACAAAAAGAAACAACCUUUUCUAGGACUUCUUCAGGAUGGUGUCAGAAUGCACUAGCACUCACACUCACAUGCGUGUGCACAUUUGUCAGAAUAUGGGAGUUUUGUUUUGAACACAGUCUUGUUAGGACUUUGCUUGAUUGUCAUCCUGGAAAGUGAUUCAAGGCUGUCGUCUUCAGGUUCCCUAUGACAGAGAGGUGUUCCUCAGCCAUGCCCCCAGCGCCUAGCCACAUAGGUG